AUGGUGUUGCACAACAACAAAUGGGACAGGAAAGCCAAGUAUAAGUACUUGAAGAAGCACGGAUUGAAUAAAAAAGAUGAAUCUGGAACUUCCAAUGAAACUUCCUCUAAUACUACCUCUAAUAGCGAACUAGUAGGGGACUCAGAAGUGAAAGAUGAGAAUGCCACAGAGGAAACUCCUGAGCAAAGCUCUGAGACGAUAGACGGUGAGGAUUCAGAAGAUCCUGGUUUUGAUCCAAAAUAUGCCAGAAGGCCGAUGAUAGAUAAUUCAUACAGAUAUGGUUUGGAGUCUACAAACAGUAUCACUGUUCGUCAGGAUCCAGAAAUCGAACGGGAGAUGGAGUUGAAAAGGCAGCAAGAAGAACAGGAAAAGAUGGAACUGACUGAUAUGAUCAAGACUGCUCUACGAGACCAGGUAGAGCAUAUGCCUGCUGCCAAAACGAUCGAUGUUAACAAAAUGACGACAGAAGAUUUGCUAAACUGGCACCUGGGAGAUCAGUCCACAAAAAACAGUUCUAUCCAUCGUGAAUUUGAUCCAUCAGAGCAAGAAGAGUUUAAUAGGCUAGCACAAAAGAUUGCCAAAGUUAAGAUAAAGAACGAUCUGAAGGAAAAAUUUGGCAAAUCAAAACCGAAACCUUCUGGAAAAGUUCUCCAAUUGAACACUUCAAAUGACGGAUCCAAAUAUCAAAAGGCUCUACAAAAGGAGUUGGCAGAUCUUUCCUUCAAGGAGAAAUUCAGCGUAGCUACUGAGAUCAACGAUGAUCUGAGUGAGUUACUCGGCGAGAACAUUUUCGUUUCAGACUCUGUUUCAAGAGAUGAUGCGACCGAAGAUAUUGACGCGUUGUUGAAGGACAGCUCAGCUAAAAAGCCCGAAACAAUAGAGAGACAAAGCGUUGCGCCGACUUCUCAAAAGCUUAAUUCCAUCGAUCCCGAGGCCGAUAAAUUUCUCGAUGAUCUACUCGGCUAA
Molecule: messenger RNA, 966 nt
Organism: Komagataella phaffii GS115
Lineage: Eukaryota; Fungi; Ascomycota; Pichiomycetes; Pichiales; Pichiaceae
Exons: 1
Coding region: 1-966 (321 amino acids)
Source: RefSeq, a predicted model, not a curated record